This is a messenger RNA of Chelmon rostratus (copperband butterflyfish), 1403 nucleotides long. RefSeq names its product enoyl CoA hydratase domain containing 3 (gene echdc3). Gene Ontology annotation, cellular component: mitochondrion. Lineage: Eukaryota; Metazoa; Chordata; Actinopteri; Chaetodontiformes; Chaetodontidae. Gene Ontology annotation, molecular function: hydro-lyase activity. The transcript is spliced from 6 exons. The coding region runs from base 13 to 903 and encodes 296 amino acids. The record is from RefSeq and is a predicted model, not a curated record.
UACGGGGUAAACAUGGCUCGUCGUUUGCUGUGCAGAGCUGUCGGUGCAUUUCAGCUCAGCAGGACAACAUCGCUGCUGACAGGGACUCGGUUUUACUCUCAGACUGAAGCGGAGCCGCUGACAGUCAGACAGCAAGACAACGGAAUCAGGAGAAUAAUACUGAACAAUCCCAGGAAGAGGAACGCUCUGUCUCUGUCCAUGCUGGAGUCCCUCAGAGAGAACAUCCUAACUGAUGUGGACAGUGAAGAUCUCAGAGUUAUUAUCAUAUCAGCCAAAGGUUCAGUGUUUUCCUCUGGACACGACCUGAAGGAGCUGACGUCAGCGCAGGGCAGAGAGUAUCAUACAAAGGUGUUUCACACCUGUGCGGAGUUAAUGACUCUGAUACAGGACAUACCUAUUCCGGUGAUCGCCAUGGUGAACGGUGUUGCCACGGCAGCUGGUUGCCAGCUGGUUGCCAGCUGUGACGUUGCCGUGGCGUCGGAGAAGUCCACCUUCGGCACUCCGGGCGUCAACGUGGGUCUGUUCUGCUCGACGCCGGCGGUCGCCAUCGGCAGAGCUCUGCCGAGGAAGGUUGCCCUGGAGAUGCUGUUCACAGGAACUCCCAUCUCAUCCCAUGAUGCUUUGCUGCACGGUCUGGUCAGUAAGGUGGUGCCAGAAGAACGACUGGAGGAGGAGACUUUAGCCAUCGCCCGGCGGGUGUGUCAGGCCAGCCGACCUGUCGUAGCACUCGGCAAGGCCACUUUCCAAAGGCAAAUGGCUCAAGGUCGGGAUGCAGCGUAUGCCACCGCCUCCAAGGUGAUGGUAGACAACCUGGCUCUGAGAGACGGACAGGAGGGGAUCCGGGCCUUCAUAGAGAAACGCAAGCCAGUGUGGAGCCAUAAAGCAGAAAAAGCCCAUGACUGAUGGGUUGGCGGAGAGGCCUUUAUCACAGGAGAUCACUGCAGUGAUCUAAUGAUAAUCCCAACUGGUACACAUGGUUUUCGGUCACUGGUGUGGAAUAAUUGGCACCAGUCCCAAGCCAGUGUUUGAGCUACACUACUAGUAAAAUGUGGACGUGUAAUUUACAAGAUGACAACGAUUCAAGUUGAAUUGUUGCGUUCAUCUUCUCUGAGGAUUUCCUGCUUUGUGCUCAGAUUAAAGACAAGCAGCUGAACCGUUAUGUGCCUUAAAAGCUACAGUGUUGAGAUGAGAUGGAAAUAUACUGUUACCACCCAGAGGACUCAAGAUGUUUAAUGACAUAACAGAGAAUGAAUGCUCCUCUCAGUGUUUGUAUAAUGUUCAAAGCAAUAAAUGAGGUUACCGAUCAGAAGGAGUUAUUUCAAACAUCCAGGCUUCUGGAAGUUACAUUCUACAUUAUUUUCUGCAUAGACGAUGGUAAUGUUAAAGCACGGAUGGACGUGAAU